Messenger RNA from Diaporthe batatas, 1028 nucleotides. RefSeq lists its product as uncharacterized. Bases 384 to 1007 code for a protein of 207 amino acids. NCBI's taxonomy places the organism in Eukaryota, Fungi, Ascomycota, Sordariomycetes, Diaporthales, Diaporthaceae. The transcript has 3 exons. The record is from RefSeq and is a predicted model, not a curated record.
CUUCCGAAUUCCCUCAGCCCCUCGCCAGCUGGCCCGAAAAGCAAUCCUGCACUGCUGCAGCUGCAGAUUGCACCUCAUCUUGCACCUGCCCUCCUGCCUCCACAUGGUCUGUGGUCAGUCUACACACGAGCACAGACAUACACAGAAGGAACCGACCACCCUGCCACUUGCCACCUCACCUCGCCUUGUGAGCGUGACCAACUUGGAAGUGACGAGACGGACUGACGGACUCGCAUUGUCUUGGUCUCCCUGCAUUGUCUACGACGUACGUCCGUAGGCGAGACUGCUUGGGUUUGGUCUUGGUUCUCCACUCCUGCCUGCUCUGCUGCAGCCUGGAAUUUAUUCUGGUACAAUGUCCCAACCAAGCCAGGUACGUACCGUUCAUGUACACUCAAUUGGACUACCGUCUGGUGGUCCGUGAUGGUAGACGCCGCUUGCCGUCCAACACUGCCAAACCACACUUGGCAAACCUGGCCAUGCUGCCGUGGUCACCAGAACAGCUUGUUGUUGCUGGUUCUUGCCCAUGCCAUCUCCCCCUGCUCACCAAGCAGGUGUGUGUGUGGUGUGGUGCACCAACAACAACUUCAAAACACCAAUUGUGCAAUCCAUCAAUCUCCUCCCAUCGCCGGGGGUCACUUUGUUGCUUUGCCAACUCGAGAUUCGCCGAAACGGGCGUCGUGCAUUACAGCUUCUUGCUUCGACUGGUGCACAAGAUGCCUGAAUGCCUGCUCGAGCAAGGAAAACAAAUCCUCAUCACGGCACAUCCAGCAUGCUUGACCCAAUCACAAUCAAACGCCUCCCCUGCCAGCUGCCAGCCAGCCUGCCCGACCUCGCCAACAAGCACAGGCAGAGACAGGCAGAGGAGACAGACAGACAGACAGACAGACAGCUUGCAAUCUGACACCCCCUCGAUGCCCGUGUCUCACUCUUCAAGCCUCGCGUGUGCCCAGCCAGACGAUCAAUCAGUCAAUCAAUUGAGCAUUGUCUCUCCCCCAUCCCGCCAUUGAGCCCUGGCGGCUCUCGUGUGG